Alternaria arbusti is the source of this 327-nucleotide messenger RNA. RefSeq lists its product as uncharacterized. NCBI's taxonomy places the organism in Eukaryota, Fungi, Ascomycota, Dothideomycetes, Pleosporales, Pleosporaceae. The record is from RefSeq and is a predicted model, not a curated record. Bases 1 to 327 code for a protein of 108 amino acids. The transcript is spliced from 3 exons.
AUGUCUGACCUCGAGAGAAAGGAAGGUCCAGGUCCUGCGGUUGAGUUUGAGACACGGGAUGACGGUGUCAUUGCGAUUUCAGGUUUCGCCUAUCCAAAGCGGAAUCACGACUUCGAUGCUACGAUCACCGUCAAUGACACUGCUAUCGGUAACGUCAGCGGCAAUUUGGUGGACGAUGUCACCCUUAAUCUCAAUCUGUUCACAGCGAGAGGGAGAUUGAGGUUCUAUCUCCAGAAUGGCUCCGAAGUAUGGGUGGAGCUGAACAUCUUAAUCAUGUCGCGUGGAAAGUACUAUGACGGAGAAAGAUAUUUGCUCAAGCAGCUCUAA